Molecule: messenger RNA, 3281 nt
Organism: Catharus ustulatus (Swainson's thrush)
Lineage: Eukaryota; Metazoa; Chordata; Aves; Passeriformes; Turdidae
Gene: RPH3AL
Product: rabphilin 3A like (without C2 domains)
Exons: 10
Coding region: 236-1147 (303 amino acids)
Biological process (GO): intracellular protein transport
Molecular function (GO): small GTPase binding
Source: RefSeq, a predicted model, not a curated record
GCUGCUGUGAAGAAAAUCAUUUUGUGAUGAAAAUCAUCUUCUGGCAGCUUUUCCCUGGAAUGCCAGGACAGCUGCCAAGGCCCAGCCUUGCAGAUUCUGAAACAUCCAUGGGGAUCCUGACAAGCAAAUUCAGCAGCAGGAUGGAUGCAGGCUCUGAGAUGUGUCAUUUCCCUACCAGCACAGCUGGUUAAAUAAGGUGUGACUCUGCCACCCCACCCCUCCCCAGGCUGGGACCAUGGCUGACAUGAUUUUUGGCAGUGGGACAGGCCCCUGGGUUUGCCCCAACGACCGGCAGCUGGCCCUGAGAGCCAAGCUCCACACGGGCUGGUCAGUGCACACAUUCCAGACUGAGAAGCAGAGGAAGAUGCAGGCUCUGAGCCCCAAGGAGCUUGAGGUCAUCCUGGGAGUCAUCCACAAGGCAGAGAAGUUGGAUGUGGUGGAGCAGCAGCGCAUUGGGCGCCUGGUGGAGAGGCUGGAGAACAUGAGGAGGAACGCCAUGGGGAACGGGCUCUCGCAGUGCCUGCUCUGUGGGGAGAGCCUGGGGCUGCUGGGCAGCUCCUCUGUCUUCUGCCAGGACUGCAAAAAGAAAGUUUGCACCAAGUGUGGGAUAGAAACUGUUGGAGCCCAGAAACGUCCCCUGUGGCUGUGCAAGAUCUGCAGUGAGCAGAGAGAGGUCUGGAAGAGGUCUGGGGCUUGGUUCUACAAAGGGCUGCCCAAGUACAUCCCUCCUCUGAAGAGCAGCAGCAGCAGCAAGCCCCUGGAGCUGCAGCCCCAGCCCUGGCAGGGUGAGGUGGUGCCAGAGCCAGAGAGCCUGGGCAGCAGCCGCUCCUUCACCUGGGCCAGGGGAAAAGUGGUUUCCAGUGGCAGUGAGAGCGACUCGGAGCUCAGCUCCUCCAGCCUGGAUGACAAACCCUGUGUCCCUGUGGCACCACAAGGCUCCCAGGGGACAAAGCUCCCGGCAGGAAUGGCACCCACCAGGGCACCCAGCAGAGCCCUGGGGACCCCCCAGUCCCCCCCAGUGUCGGGGAGCCCCAGCAGUGAGCUCAGCCCUGCAGAGAGUGGCCAGAGUGACCAACCCUGGGACAGGAGCCCCAAGGACACCAGCACCCCUGGCAAACGAGGAGUGCAGAGCAGGACACGGCUGUGAUGGAGCUGAAGGUGGGGCUGGAUCCUGCACUCCCAUUCCUCAGGAGCUGCUGCCAGUGGUGCCUUGGUGCUGCCAGCUCCUGCAGGGUGACAGCAGGGUGACAGCUGGGACAGCAGCUGCCUGUCCCCUGUGAGCCCCUGCUUUGGGGAAGGGGCUCCUGUGCACCCCCUGCUUGGGGUGAGUUUGGUGCUGCUGUGCUCCUGUUCCCUCUGCUCAGGGUACACAAACACUCCAAGGAGCUUGCUGGGAUUUUUUUCACUCCUCUUGGUUGCUGUGAGGGCUCAAGGGAGAUGAGAAUCCCUCCAGCCCCAGCCCAGCUGGCUGCCUGUGAGUGCCCAAAUUGGAUAAAAAAGCUUUAAAUGACUUUUUAUCUGGUGAAGCUCUGCAGAUUCCCCUCCCACAUGCACACCUUGCAUGAGCAAGGACCUUUCUUUUGCCUUUUUCCUGGAAGUCUUGAGCAUCUGGCUGGCUGUGGUGGUGUCAUCAUGAGUCAGGCUGUUGAAAACUGUGUGCCCUGGUCCUGCUUAUCCUCCAGAACAGAAAAUUUCCCUCUAAGGCCUGACAGAUGAGAAAAAUCAAAUUACCUCACAUCUCUAGAGCAAUUAGAUCUUUGAAGACCUGAACAAAACCCACACUGGGCUGGUAGAAAUCUGUGGAUUUUAUUAAAUGCUUUGGAGCUGACCUGCCUAUUAUGAAGAAACAAAGGAUUCCAAAAAGUUCCCUCUGAAAUCACGGAGUCAGAGGCAAUUUGUGCCCAUUAAUGUCAGCCUUUCCCCUCGGUUAUUUCUCUUUUGUUCUGUUUUCCUUUGCACUGGGCACUUUGUGUGCAUGUAGUAUGUGUUCUUACAAAUGGCUGCAGUAUGAAGAUAAAUGAGAUUGGGUGCUGGAACACUCCAGCAGGAUUGGAAAUCAAUCCCUGACUUGCUUUUUAAAUGAACAUGGCCCAACAGAGGACCAUUCCCUUACAGCUUUCCCAGUUAAUGUGCUGUGGCAGGUUGCUGGUGAAAUGCUUCCAGCCCUUCCUCUGUGAUCUCUUCCUGCCCUUUUACAAAUGAAAACAAAACCUUUGGGCUCCCUGAGAUGGCAGGAAAGGAAUUCUCUGAAUGUGGGGUCCACACCAUGAGUGCUGGAGAGAGCCAGGGGUGAGGCUGCUCUCCUCUGAGGGGUUUUUAUGGCAUGGCUGUGUUGUUAACCUGCACCUAUGGAAUGCUUAAUGCCACAGCUGUGCCUGCAAAAGUAACUCCAGCUGUCAUCUUUUGUGGCUUCAGAGCUGUAGGGUCUUCAAUUCCCAAAGUGUUUGGGCACCAGGAAGAUUUCUGUUUUGCCUUGAAGCUUUUGACAGAGCUGGUGAGGUUUGUCUUGCUCAUUACUGCAGUGCCUGCCAGGCAGAGUUAAUUCUACAGCAGGAAAAAGAUUUUUAGGAAUUGUCCCUGUUUUUCUUUAAACCUGUUAGUUUCUACACUGAGCUGGAAAGAGCUUUUACAAUCAGGAGUGUCAUUUCUGACUCUCCUGGAGUCCCUUGUCACUCCUGGGCAGCUCAGUUGUGUCCCCAUCCCUCAUUUCCCACUCCUGAGCCUGGGAAUUCUUGCUCUGCCCCUGUGGGGCAUGAGUUUGAUUUUUAACUGAGGCCAGCUUUUGUAAAACACUCUCAGAGAUAAAUUUGACAUUGCUCUGGUGCCAGUGAGACUGGAAACUUUUCUUUCUGAUGUCUGUAUUUUAACUCCAUGGGGUAAUUCCACCUGAGUUCAGACCAGAAUUGUUCAAUCAGUUGUGGAAAGAUUCCUCUGGAAUUGAGGGAAGGAUCUGGUCCUGGACAAAGUGAUCCAAGCACAACUGCAUGAGGAACAUCUGCAGCUCUGUUUUAUUUAUUUAUCUGUGCACUGUUUCAUUUCACUUUUCCCCUUGUGCUGAUUCUCUUGGUUGUGUUUUGCAGCUUUUGUUGGAAUAUUAUCCUAAACCUGUGUUUUGAGCUGGCUCAGUGUGGGCAAGAAGGGCUCAGUGAAUGUGCUCAGUCUGCUCUGGUCAUUUGUGUUUAUUAUUUUCUUGUUCUCAUCUCCAUCCCUCACAACUUUUAUGUGGUGUUUCACUUCUGGAAACAAUAAAGCUUUUGCUCAGUAACAACUUCUUGCCAUUC